This is a messenger RNA of Tympanuchus pallidicinctus (lesser prairie-chicken), 6007 nucleotides long. RefSeq names its product pleckstrin homology like domain family B member 2 (gene PHLDB2). Gene Ontology annotation, cellular component: basal cortex. Gene Ontology annotation, biological process: regulation of microtubule cytoskeleton organization. The record is from RefSeq and is a predicted model, not a curated record. The transcript has 21 exons. Lineage: Eukaryota; Metazoa; Chordata; Aves; Galliformes; Phasianidae. Bases 202 to 4245 code for a protein of 1347 amino acids.
CAUCUCCCUUUGGAAUGGGAUUGCAGCACUUCCACUUACCAGUCUGGCAACAGGAGCAGCAGAUGCAAGUGAUGGCGGUGCUUUUGAGAAUGUCAAAACCAGUCUGGAGAGAGCAGGGAAUGGUGAAGUGUGGAACCGUGUAAGCUUUAUGCUCUGGUGGGAUAGGUCAAAAUUAAGUUUCUUUUAACUGUCACAUAGAAGAUGAAUAUGAUGCCAAACAGAAGUAACGCCUCAUCCUUUCAGAAUCUUGGGUCAGAUUCCAGUAAGAUUAUGGCAGAGUACAGCCACACACAAAACCAGAUGGAAUUACAAAAUGCUAGUUUGGGAAAGGGUUCUGUGGUGAAUUCCCUUGAAAACGGUCUCCAGGAUAUUAUGGAAAACCUCAACACGAAGAAAUAUUCAUCAAGUCUCAAAUUUAAAACAAACGGGGACUGCGCUGGUUCUUACUUAACCCUUUCACAACCUAUGAUGGCUAAACCCAGUCCUUCCACCAGUGUUAAAAAUAUACACUCUGUUACCAAAAUUCAAGGAGGCAAGCUCUUCCCUUGUGAAAGUCCGUAUCUUCCAGAUAAAAGCUUCUCUGUAAAGCAUUUGAGUUCCCUGUCAGGCACAUCUCCAUCCCUCAGUGGGUACAAUUUAGGAAGGACAGACUUUGAUAUUCAUGCCAACAGAGAAAAUGAAAAAGCUCUUGGACAUGCAGAUAAGUUUUACUACUCUAAGUAUAGCCAGAAGAACAAGUCGUAUGACAAUGUCUACUUGCCAGGAAUGCUGGACACAAAGAAGAUCUCAGGCUCUCUUCUUACAAUGUGGAAUGGCAGCUCAGGGAGUGAGCUGAUGCUUUCCCCUGUUGGCAAUUCAGGGGCAGCCAGCAUGCCUUCUAGUCCCAAGCAAGGUCGGAGAAUGAAUAUUGAUGAUGGUCUGACCCUUCAUGCAAAGCCAGUUAAACACAGGGAUGUGAUGAUGGAGACGAUGGCCUCACGCCCUAGGAAAUACUCUGGUGGAUCUCUAAGUCAUAUGGGAAUGUACAGCCGUUCCCUACCCAGGCUUCAUAAAUCAACCGAAAGCCAAUUGAUGCCAUUAAGUUUGCCCCCAAGAAACUCUUUGGGUAAUACUAAAAGGAAAAAACUUGGAGAAAAGGAUCUACCUCAGAAUGCUUUAGAUGCUGAUAAUUACCUGAAUUUUUCUUCAUGCAGCUCAGGGGUUUUACCACAUGCCAAUUCAUUCUCUGGGAAUAAUCCCUACGUUAGUUCAACUCUCAGUGUUCCUGCAAGCCCUCGAAUUGCUAAGAAAAUGCUUUUAGCAUCUUCUUCCUCGUAUAUUCCUGAUGAUUUUGAUAGACUUGGACUCUCAGGCACGAGUCCCAGUAGUUCAUUCUCCCCUGUGGAUUUUGACAGAUCGUUCUCUGUCAGGAGAAACCUCUCCACCAGUUCCAUGGAGUUUGAUGAUACAGACCUGGAAAGUUACAGACAGACACCAAACUCACUGCAGACUUCUGUGAGAGAGCGUAAGAACAGCAUCAGCUCCAUUUCAGGGAGAGAAGACCUCAUGGACUAUCACAGGAGGCAGCGGGAAGAGCGGCUCCGGGAGCAGGAGAUGGAACGCCUGGAACGACAGCGGCUGGAGACGAUCCUCAAUCUGUGUGCAGAAUACUCCAAGGCUGACAGUGACCCUGCUGCAACUACAACAGUUGCUGAUGUUCAGAAAAUUAACAAAGAACUUGAAAAGCUGCAGCUAUCAGAUGAGGACUCAGUAUUUGAAGACUCGCAGAUGAAUCUAGAAACGAGAUUUAGAAACCACUUGAAGUCGUCUGCAAGUGAUUCGGAUUUCUCUGAGCAAAGUAACCACAGUCGCAGCACUGCUUCUUUCCUUUCCUCCCGGGGGCUGAGAGCCGAUGAGCACUUCAAUGAAAACAUGAAGCCUUCAUCAUUAGCUACCCCUGGCUUCCUGAAGGAUUCCACUGAGUCUUCGUAUCUAAGCAUCACACCAAAGAUACCAGAAUGCACAAGUGAUGAUCAAAGAGGACAGGAGCUCACUCGACUAGAAGAGGAGCGCAUAGUAAUAUUAAAUAACUUGGAAGAACUUGAACAGAAGAUCAAAGAUUUAAAUGACCAGAUGGAUGAAUCCUCAAGAGAGUUGGAUAUGGAAUGUGCCCUUUUGGAUGGAGAACAGAAAUCUGAAACAACAGAGCUGCUGAAAGAGAAGGAAAUACUGGAUCAUCUAAACAGAAAAAUAGCUGAGCUGGAGAGGAAUGUUAUUGGUGAAAAGGCAAAGGAAAAAUUAAAACUUGAUGCUGAGAGGGAAAAACUAGAGAGGCUUCAGGAGCUUUACUCCGAGCAGAAGACGCAGCUUGAUAAUUGCCCUGAGUCCAUGAGGGAACAGUUACAGCAGCAGCUGAAGAGGGACGCUGAUCUGUUGGACAUAGAAAGCAAACACUUUGAAGAUUUGGAAUUCCAGCAGCUUGAACAUGAAAGCAGGUUAGAUGAAGAGAAAGAAAAUCUGACACAACAGCUCCUGCGUGAAGUAGCUGAGUAUCAGCGUAGCAUUGUCAGCAGAAAGGAAAAGAUUUCUGCUCUCAAAAAACAAGCUAAUCAUAUUGUCCAACAAGCACAAAGAGAGCAAGAUCAUUUUGUAAAAGAGAAAAAUAACCUAAUAAUGAUGCUGCAGAGGGAAAAAGAGAAUCUCUGUAAUCUGGAAAAGAAGUAUUCCGCUCUUUCUGGAGGAAAAGGAUUUCCUGUCAGUCCCAAUAGUCUAAAAGAGGGCUAUAUCAGUGUAAGUGAAAUUAGUGAGCUGUAUGGCAAUUCCACGAAUAUAUCCCCUUCCACUCAGCCCCCCACAGAUGCUGACGCAGGUACCACUGAGCCUUCCACGGCUGUGCUGACGUGCCAGCCACAAAAUAAAGAGCUAAGAUCACCUCUCUGUUCUGGAUUUGUGUUUCCUCACUCUCUUUCUCCUCGCUCUAUUGCUCAACUUCCAUCAGUCCAUUGGCCUGAGGUCAUGGCUACUCAUGUAGAUCCUAUUCCUUUAUCUGAUACACCUCCUCCUCUGCCAGCUAAGAAACACCACAGGCAACAGCAGCAUUUCAGAAAUCUGGAAGAGCGAAAGAAACAGCACAGGGAAUGCAUGUACAUGAGCGAUACUUUGCCUCGCAAGAAAACAACUCCAACUGUGUCACCACACUUCAAUAGUUCUACUCUUGGACGAAGCAUUACAUCUAAAGGACAUUUACCAUUAGGACAGAGCAACAGCUGUGGCAGUGUACUUCCUCACUGCCUGGCAACCAUGACCAAAGAGUCAGAAUCAAGAAGGAUGCACAAAGGAGCAAUUAGUCAUUCCAAAGGUUCGAGUGUGAAAGGGUAUAACCAUCAACGUAUAUGUGAAAACCAAAGGCAGAAAUCUCCUGAAUUCUACAGCAGAACAGCAUCUGAAUCCAACGUGUAUUUGAAUAGCUUCCAUUACCCAGAUCGUAGCUACAAGGACCAUGCCUUUGAUACAUUAAGCUUAGACAGUUCUGACAGUAUGGAGACAAGCAUAUCAGCAUGCUCACCAGAUAACAUUUCCAGCGCUAGCACAUCAAAUGUUGCAAGAAUAGAAGAGAUGGAGAGACUUCUGAAACAAGCACAUGCUGAAAAGACUAGGCUGCUUGAGUCCAGGGAACGGGAGAUGGAAGCUAAAAAGAGAGCUCUGGAAGAAGAGAAGCGUCGCAGAGAGCAACUGGAAAAAAGACUGGAAGAAGAAACUAGCCAGAGACAAAAACUAAUUGAAAAAGAAGUGAAGAUACGAGAGAAACAAAGAGCACAGGCUCGUCCAUUGACUCGCUAUUUGCCCAUUAGAAAGGAAGACUUUGAUUUACGAAGUCAUAUUGAAACAGCUGGUCACAACAUAGAGACCUGUUACCACAUCUCCCUCACAGAGAAGACCUGCCGAGGCUUUCUGAUUAAGAUGGGAGGGAAAAUUAAAACAUGGAAAAAACGAUGGUUUGUUUUUGACAGAAACAAGAGGACUUUUACGUAUUAUGCAGAUAAACAUGAAACUAAAUUAAAAGGGGUAAUUUAUUUUCAAGCUAUUGAAGAAGUCUAUUAUGAUCACCUAAAGAAUGCAUAUAAGAGUCCCAACCCACUACUCACUUUCAGUGUUAAGACACAUGACCGAAUAUACUACAUGGUCGCUCCUACCCCAGAAGCCAUGAGGAUAUGGAUGGAUGUUAUUGUGACAGGCGCAGAAGGCUACACCCACUUCAUGUUGUAACAAAACGGGGCAAUAGGGCAUACUGCAAUAACGUUAAUGGAUGAAGUCAGCCAUAUGUAGUAAAAUCUGAAAAGCCACAUAAAAUAACAAUGAAUACUCUGAAAUAUCCUCCUCAUGAUGUGCAGCCAAAGCCUCAGGAUGGAAGGGUUUUCUAAAUGCACUGAAAAGGGGGACUUGCUACUUAUUUUAGUUGAUCUUUCUAGACACAAAAGAGCUAAAGCUCUUGAGAAAGUCACAGUGCUCCGAAACAAAUAAACUGGCCACUUAUAUGACAACAUCUUGAUUCAAUGAUAAUUUUGUACCAAUUGUCUUAAACAGAGAACAUCUUCAUCAAUAGUUUACAAAUGUGUGUUCUCUCAUCAGUAUGCAAAAAUUCUAGUAUCAGAACAAAAGUGUAAUAGCAUAUAUUUUAAUAUGCCACAUUUGACAUUUAUAGAUGAUUAGGUGACUUUUAAAAACUUUUAGUCAAGUAUUUUAUAAAACCAUGAAUUAAAAAGCUGCCCUAAGGUACACACGGUUCUUGCCUUAGUAGUUAAGUAUUACAACAGAGCCAAAGAGUUAUAUGACUCCCUUAUUGUAAUAUUUCAGAUUGUUAGCUGUAUUUAACUUCCUGUAGGGGGACAGUGCCAAAACUCUUCAUGACUUGUACAAAACCAUGUUAAACCACCCAGUGAUACUGACUGUAAGUUUUAAGUCUAUAUCUAUGAAGCUCAACAAGAAAAGGACAGCUUUAUAAAGAUGCAUUUAUCCACAAGGAUAAGAAAUGGAAACAUGGAUUAACUUUGUCAGUAGGAGGACUUUUGUAGUCUUCCGUGAUGAAUGGAUUGAGCGGAUUCUGGACACUGCAGCGAUUUCAUGUAGUCAAGACCCACCUGAUGUGGUUCUGAUCGUUCUCUGUGCCAAAUGAACACUUGGCUGAAACCUCAGAUGUUGGUCUCCAUGAAGCAAGCAUUGAAGUAUCUACCUAUCAAAAUUUUUUUAAGCAAUGUUUUUAGCCAAGGAGACUUUUUAAAAGUGUGUCUACUCAGAAUAAUGCUAUUAGAAUAAAAAAAAAGCAAGCUCUAAGGGUUUACACUGAGCAGUGUAUGGAUAAAUAGCAUGAAAAUUUUAAGUAUCAGGGAUUGAGACUCCGAAGACAGUAAAAACAUGGAGGAUACAGUGGUCUCCUAUUUAAAAAUUACAAAUUCCAAAUCCUUGAGAAAUACUGCAAAACUUAGGUGAAUUGAACUUCAAGAAAGUCUCUUAUUCUUCGACUUUAAUGAGGUUCUAUUUCAGUAAUCAAUACUUGUGCUAUGUAAUUUGUUUGUGUAAUAAGAGAAAGCACGUAAGACAUUUUUCACGAUGAAAAGGUAAUGGCUAUUGAUGAAGCAAAUGAAAAACUGAAAGCAAAACAAGUUUGCUGGCAAAGUAUUUUUCUUGUACUGUUUCAACCCUGUAUCUGUUAAGAAGGGGAUGCACUCUUCCUUGUAUGGUAUACACAGGUGAUGUGGUUGCUCUAGCAUGACAUUUGUCAGUGUUGACUUGAAUCAUGAAAGAAGGGACAGUUGUCACAAGAUAACUGUUAUCAUCUGUGCAGAUCACAGUUUAUAAUCCAACAACUUUAAAACACUAUCAGAAUAAAUUGCUUUGGUAUAUGUAAUUAUUAUUUUUCCCUGACGUAUCUUGAUUUUACUUCUUAGUAUAGUUAUAAAGGUUUUCUAAUCAUGAUUUUUGUAUCCUGCAUGAUGCAAUGAAGGCAUUUCAAUAAACGUUUUUAAAAAUA